GGUCCAGCAUCUGUCGAGCAGAAUCCGCGGGGCGCGCACUAUGGAUCCGUUACGCACGGUGAUGUCCGUGUUGUCAGCUUUCUGACACGCGCUUCUGGCUGCUUCUACAACAACUCUUUAACAAUAUUUAUGUAAAAAAAAAAUAAAUAAAAAAAAUCUUUUUUUUUUUCCUACCCAAGAGCGCACGCACUUUUCUGGAUUUAAACACACCAUUUAAUCCUUAUUUUGUUUUUUAUUUCUGGGUGUUUAUAUGUGGAUUUUCACUCGGGACGAUGGGAGACUCCGUGUUUCUGGACAGGCAGAACACAUAUCUUAUGGACAAAAGAGGAAAAAGUCUCUGAGAAGGAAGCUGGACUCCCUCGGAAAAGAAAAGAGCAAGGACAAAGAAUGCAUACCCCAGGCCUUUAGCAUAGCCCUCUCCCAGGUCAUUGCUAACGACCGGACGCACAGGCAGCGUCAGGAUGGUUACCGUCUGGACCCGCCGCCCCGGGAAGAGCACAAAGACUCCUCCGACCUCGUCUCGUCGAUUUUACAAUUUGCCACCAAGCGGCCAUCGAACAAGGAGUUAUCCAGCAGUAACUCCUCGCUGAGUUCCACGUCGGAGACGGCCAACGAGUCCACGUCACCCAACACGCCUGAAUCUGCACCGCAAGCCCGCAGGAGGGGAGCCAUGUCUGUGGACUCCAUCACAGACCUGGACGACAACCAGUCGCGUCUCCUCGAGGCGCUGCAGCUCUCCCUGCCGACGGAGGCGCCAAGCAAAAAGGAAAAGCACCGGGACAAAAGGCUGAGCCUCAAUCCAAUCUAUCGCCAGGUGCCGCGGGUGGUCGACAGCUGCUGUCAGCACAUCGAGAAAUACGGCUUGCAGACCGUAGGGAUCUUUAGAGUGGGUAGCUCCAAGAAGAGAGUUCGACAACUGCGGGAGGAGUUUGAUCGUGGCGUUGAUGUCCAGCUGGACGAGGAUCACAGCGUUCACGAUGUAGCAGCUCUACUAAAGGAGUUCCUCAGGGACAUGCCCGACCCUCUUCUAACCAAGGAGCUCUACACAGCUUUCAUUAACACCACAUUGUUGGACCCGGACGAACAGCAGAUCACCACUCAGCUCCUGAUCUACCUGCUCCCAGCAUGCAACAGUGACACAUUUCACCGUCUGCUAGAGUUUCUGUACACCGUGGCUCAUCACGCCCACGACCAGCAAACCAAAGACGGUCAGGAGAUUCCAGGGAACAAGAUGACAUCUUUGAACCUAGCCACCAUCUUUGGCCCAAAUCUUCUCCACAAACAGAAGAACUCCGACAAGGAGUUCAGUGUCCAGAGUUCGGCCAGGGCCGAGGAGAGCACGGCGGUCAUCGCCGUGUUGCAGAGGAUGAUCGCGAGCUACGGAACUCUAUUCAUGGUGUCCCCUGAUUUGCAAAAUGAAGUUCUGAUGAGCCUUUUGGAGACCGAUCCUGAUGUGGUCGAUUAUCUCCUCAGGAGAAAAGCCUCACAGAGUCCUGACAUUUUGCAGUCAGAGGAGGCCUUCAACCUGAGCGAGCGGCAUUCGUCAAGUGACUCCAACAAGGCAUCCAGCGGUGAGGUGUCUCCUUAUGACAACAACUCUCCGGUGUUAAGCGAUCGCAGAGGGGAACCGGGGAGCCUGGCCAGCGACCCACAACAGUACUCUGUUGUGGGGCAGGUGGCUGGACUCGACAGUUGGGGGUCCAAAGAGGAGCCUGUUAACAUUUGGGGCACGUGGCACAGUACUCUUAAACCAGCUCUCAACGAUCAGUCGUACACAGGUUCCCAUGGCAACGUGUCUGAGGAAAGCUCGCGCGGCUCACAGGACGGUCUCGACGGGCUCCCCGGGGACUACAAGCAGCACACGGUGGUACAACGGACUCAAACGGCGCCUGGCAUCCCCAAGUGCAGACCCCACCCACCAGUCACUCGAGUGUGUACGGGUCCUAACGUGGAGACGAGGCGACCCCGCCUUCAAAUAAACACUAACCCCUCGGUGACGGCCCACCUCAACAGCGUGCAGGGCUCCCAGCGAGUGGGCAGACAAGGCAACAAAGAUGGCCGCUCUCCUCCUCCGUACAACGCACAACACAGACUGGCAGGUUCGCAAGGGUCCCCUCAGCUCGUGGUGUCUCAAGCCAGAUCGAGCAUGCAGAGUGACUCAGCCUCAACUAAGGAGACGCGAAUGGCGCCACAGACUCCAGAGUGGCGCGACUGGCAGCGGGACCGGUAUCAGAUCUGGCAGCUCUUAUCCUCGGACAACGCCGACACGCUGCCGGAAACACUGGUGUGA
Molecule: messenger RNA, 2290 nt
Organism: Nematolebias whitei (Rio pearlfish)
Lineage: Eukaryota; Metazoa; Chordata; Actinopteri; Cyprinodontiformes; Rivulidae
Product: rho GTPase-activating protein 6
Biological process (GO): signal transduction
Source: RefSeq, a predicted model, not a curated record